Juglans microcarpa x Juglans regia is the source of this 2519-nucleotide messenger RNA. Its product is annotated as RNA demethylase ALKBH10B-like. Bases 316 to 2331 code for a protein of 671 amino acids. The record is from RefSeq and is a predicted model, not a curated record. NCBI's taxonomy places the organism in Eukaryota, Viridiplantae, Streptophyta, Magnoliopsida, Fagales, Juglandaceae. The transcript has 8 exons. Gene Ontology annotation, molecular function: demethylase activity; mRNA binding. Gene Ontology annotation, biological process: mRNA catabolic process.
CCCCCCAAUUCAACCUCCCUUCUCACAAUAAUCCAUUAGCUCCAUAUUGGGAUUUUCGCAUAUUUCCGUUUCACCUCUUCCAAUCCGAUCGGUUCGAUAAAAAAUAUCAAAACCCAGUUCAAGAAUUGCGUUACUUUCUGUUUACUUUUUGUUUUAGAGUUUAUUAAUUUUAUAAAUAUUACAGGCCCAAGUCGUUUUUUCCCUUAUAUUUGAUAUUUAAUUUUAUCGGAUUAGCGCGUCUUUCUAGGCUUUGGUGCGAGCAGUACUGAGCAUGCGGUAUACGUGAUAGUUGUGAAUUUUGGAUUAUUUGUUCUCAUGGCAAUGCCAUCGGGAAAUGUGGUUUUAUCGGACAAAAUGCAAUUUCCGAGCGGUGGCAGCGGGGUUGUCGGUGGUUCUGGUGGCGGUGGAGGCGCGGGUGAGAUCCAUCAGCACUACCACCGACAGUCCUUCCCUGAUGAGCGGGAUGGGUUUAUCUCGUGGCUGCGUGGCGAAUUUGCCGCUGCCAAUGCGAUAAUUGACUCCUUGUGUCACCAUAUCCGCGCCGUCGGUGAGCCGGGCGAGUACGAUAAUGUUAUAGGAUGUAUUCAGCAGAGGCGGUGUAAUUGGAACCCGGUGCUACAUCUGCAGCAGUACUUUUCGGUGGCUGAAGUUAUAUACGCGCUGCAACAAGUGGCGUGGAGGAGGCAGCAGCGAUAUAUUGAGCCAUUUAAGUCGGGAGGUAAGGAGUUUAAGAGAUCUGGUAUGGGGUUUAAGCAGGGGCAGAGGCUUCAGGCGACGAAGGAAGCGCAUAAUUCUAGUGUAGAGUCUCAUAGUCAUGAUGAGAGUGCGUUGGGUGGUGUUGUGGGUUUUGAGAAAGCCGAGAGACCGAGUAAAAAAGUUGAGGAAGUUAAGUCGGAAAGGAAGGUUGGGAAUUUGGAUGAUAAGGGUUCAGCACUUGGAGAGGAGAAAAUAGAUGCUGGAUAUUGGGAAGGAAUGGUUUGUGGCAACUCACAUUCCAAAGAAAAUCAUUCGCACCAGGAAAAAAACCAGAAUGAGAAGCAGAAUCUUGGUACUGUACCAAAAACUUUUGUUGGCACUGAGAUAUUUGGGGGGAAGGCGGUCAAUGUGGUUGACGGGCUGCAGCACUAUGAAGAAUUAUUUGACGACUUGGAAGUGCAAAGGCUUGUUUCACUAGUAAAUGAUCUGAGGGCUUCAGGAAAAGGAGGACAUUUUCAAGCAGAUCAGACAUAUGUGGUUUCAAAGAGGCCUAUGAAGGGACGUGGAAGAGAGAUGAUUCAGUUGGGUCUCCCUAUUGCAGAUGCAUCUCCAGAAGAGGAUAAUGCAGUAGGAACCUCUAAAGAUCAGAAAAUAGAAUCCAUCCCUUCCUUGCUACAAGAUGUUAUUGAACGCUUGGUAGGCAUGCAAAUAAUGACUUCAAAACCAGACUCUUGCAUCAUUGAUUUCUAUAAUGAGGGUGAUCACUCACAGCCACACAUGUUCCCAGCUUGGUUUGGGAGGCCUGUUUGCAUCCUUUUUUUGACAGAUUGUGACCUGACUUUUGGAAAAGUAAUUUUAAUAGACCAUCCUGGGGAUUUUAGAGGCACUCUUAAGCUUUCCCUUGCACCCGGAUCUCUCUUAGUAAUGCAAGGAAAAUCCUCGGAUUUUGCACGACAUGCUAUUCCAUCCCUCCAGAAACAAAGGAUACUUGUUACUUUCACAAAGUCUCAACCAAAGAAAUCCAUACCUAGUGACAGUCAGCGUCUUCCUUUACCUUCUGUAGCAUCAUCGCACUGGGGUCCACCACCCAGUAGAUCUCCUAAUCAUAUUCGCCACUCAAUGCCUUCAAAGCAUGUUGGUGCUGUUCCAGCUACUGGUGUACUGCCAGGCCCGCCGACUCGGCCCCAAAUCCCACCCCCAAAUGGCAUCCAACCAGUUUUUGUGCCUACUCCAGUUUCACCAGCCAUUUCUUAUCCUGCACCAGUUCCCAUGCCAUCUGGCUCAACUGGAUGGCCGGCUGCACCACCAAGGCAUCCUCCACCUCGCUUUCCAGUCCCUGGCACUGGAGUUUUCCUUCCUCCACCAGGCUCUGCUAAUUCAUUAUCUCCUCAAAAGUUACUAAGUGCUGCAACUGAAGUGAACUUAUCUGCUGAGACGGCUUCCCUGUCUGGAAAAGAAAACGGUUCAGGGGAAUCUAGCCAUAGCGCAAGUGCUUUGCCAGAAGAAGGGAAAACACUAAGGCAAGGCCGUAAUGGAAGUGUUGAUGGAACUGUCAGUGGACGGGCAGUGGCGAAGGAAGAACAAAAUCAGAGUGUUGACAAUGUGGUGGCAAGCCAGUCAGCAGGAGCAGUUUAGAGAGAGAGAGAGAGAGAGAGAGAGAGAGAGUUCCUUUUAAGAGGUAGGCUGCCAACUUCAAUGAGUUUGAAGCAAAUGUAAAGAGCGGCAACAUUCGAGAGAAGACCUUCUCACUGUAAUCCCUCGUUUCCUCCAUCCCCUUUUUGUUGUCUUAUUGACAGUUGGUAGCAAACUCGGAUUUUUAUUUU